GUGAAAGCGGCAGUCACCCGUUUCGGACGAUUUGUUUACCUCCCCUCCCCUCGGCUUGGUGUGCCGCCAACGAGCCUAUUCACUUUCGUUUACUUGCCAGGACAGCAACGACUUCGUUCUUUUAGACAGCACCAGCACUUCACAGCAUGUUUUCAGUCAACAGGUCAGCGCUCACCGGGGCAGUCAGCCGUUCCGCCACUCACAUCGUCAAGCGCUGGAAGUCUCAGAAGUCCGUUGAAGUCACCUUGAGGGCAAACGUCCAGGGACUCGGAAAGCCAGGGGAUGUUGUCACCGUUGCUCCCGGAAGAAUGAGAAACAAGCUGUAUCCUAUGAGACUCGCCAACUAUAUCGACAGGAGCUCACAACACGUUAUGCAAGCAUUCAGUGCUGGUCAAGACUCUAUGAAGCACGCACACGAGGCUAACAAGGUUUUUCAACAGGCAGUGAAGAAGGAGCAGCGUAUUAUUCAGUUACAGGAACUCCGUCACCGUCUACAGGUGCUUCCUCCUCUGGUCUUCCCGCGCGCUGUGAACGAGGUCUUACCUGGAUCAAAAACUAUUUUCGGAUCUGUACAGGUUGAGGAUGUGAUCAAGGAGCUCAAGGAGAAGCACGGUAUUGUUGUCGAUAAGGUCACAGUCAAUGGAACGAAGAUCAAGUCUAUUGGCGACUCUUGGGCACGAGUUGAUCUGGGCGACCUGGGGUCGGUCGAGCUGAAGGUUGUUGUCGAGAGGCGUUAAUUGGAACUUCAAGACUUUUGGAUGGACCCCAUUUUUUGUCGGAAACGAAUCUUGGAUUGCUAGGCAUGGGUUCCCAUGACAAUGAAAUUGACAUGCACGCACAUCUAGGGUGGUUUUAAUUGCAAUAAACUCAGCUAGAUAUUCAAACAGAUCCCGAU
Messenger RNA from Gamsiella multidivaricata, 895 nucleotides. RefSeq lists its product as uncharacterized. Gene Ontology annotation, cellular component: ribosome; mitochondrion. Gene Ontology annotation, molecular function: structural constituent of ribosome. Gene Ontology annotation, biological process: translation. The transcript has 5 exons. The record is from RefSeq and is a predicted model, not a curated record. The coding region runs from base 147 to 737 and encodes 196 amino acids. Lineage: Eukaryota; Fungi; Mortierellomycota; Mortierellomycetes; Mortierellales; Mortierellaceae.